AUGUACCUCGUUCUCUACCACCUAGUCACCCGUCUCCCUGACUCUCUUCGCGCAGUCAGGGACCACUUUCUCGCCCUCUGCCCUACCGAGCUCACCAUUGACCUGCUCGAGAAGCAUCUGCUUGCAGCUGAGGCUAGUAUAGUUGCUGUAGGUGCCUCUCGUGGCGACCCCCGCACGCCCUUCUUCGACGGGUGUUCCCCUUCCCCCCUUCUCCCCUCGGUUGCCUCUGCUGCCGCUGUCGACUUCCUCGGUGCUGAGGACGUCGGGGCUGCGUCUGCUCCUAGCUGGAGGCGCAAGAGCGGCAAGGGCAAGGGGGGCAAGGGUGGCGGCGGUACCAGUGGGGGAGGUGGGGGUGGCGGUGGAGGUGGAGGCGGUGGGGGUGGUGGCGGUGGUGGGGGUGGUGGCGGGGCUGGGGGGGUCAGUGGCAGCGGCGGAGGUGGCAGCGGCGGGGGUGGCAGCGGCGGGGGUGGUGGCGGCAGUGGUGGUGGGGGAGGCCGGGGUGGAGGUGGUGGUGGUGGCGGCAGUGGGCGUGGUGGCGGCGGCUCGGGUGGUGGUCGGGGUGGACCAGCGCAGCGUGGAGGCUCGGGUGGUGCCCAGCGCCAGCAGCAGCGUCUUGGAGAGACCCCGUCGUCCCAGCAGCUUCGUGAGUGGUACUCUCAGCAUGGGGGGUCUGGGGGUGGAGGCACCUGCACGUAUUUCCCGGAGGCCUCUGAGCUGCCCCGCUGGGCUGAUCUGCUUAAAAAGAACAUUGAUGUAUUUGCACUUGACUUUGAUGUUAUUCUUGGAGCCAUGUAUGCAUUGACUAUUAGUGUUGAGGGUGACUGUUACUUGUGUGUGCCACCAGACCCAGGCAUUGCGACCAGUGAGGCUGCCGCUCUAGGUGCUAGUGCGUCCGCUGCCCCAGGUCCUGGUGAGACAACUGCUCUAGGUGCAGGUGUGUCUGCUGCCCCAGGUGCUUGUGAGACUGCGCCUUCAGGUACAGCGUCUACUGCGGCACUGCACACCUUCACCCUGGACUCAGGUGCUUCCCGCUGUUUCUUUCGCGACCGCACUGCCCUCGAGCAGCUUCCUAGACCGGUUGCUGUCUCCCUGGCUGACCCCUCCGGGGGUCCGGUUCUUGCGACCUCCUCCACUGUCCUCCCGUGUCCUGCGGUCCCGUCUGGCACCCUGUCAGGUCUUUACCUCCCCUCGUUCUCUACGAACUUGGUGGCGGGCUCUGCUCUCCAGGAUGGGGGUGUUCACCAGUUCACCCCUGCCUAUGAGCGUGUGACCCACUGUACGUGUGCCCGGACGGGUCGCCACCUUGCUACCUUCACUAGGGAGCCGGGGUCGGACUUGUACACACUAACCACUGAGUCCCCUCAGGUCGCUGCGUCUGCGUCUGCGUCAGGUCAGCUGUCGGCCCCCUGCUUGUGUCGCUCCCUGUCCCACCAGACUGUCCUCUGGCACCACCGCCUUGGUCACCCGUCAGUGCAGCGCCUUCGCGGCAUGCACCGUCGCCUCCUUGUCUCUGGUCUUCCCCGGGUUCUCCCUCCCCUCCCACCCUCGCCUGCGCCUCCCUGUCUUCCCUGUGUCGAGGGGCGGCAGCGCGCCGCUCCUCACUCCUCCGAGUUUCCCCCGACAGAGGCUCCUCUGCAGACACUCCACAUGGACGUGUGGGGCCCCGCCCGCGUCCGUGGACAGGGCGGGGAGCGCUACUUUCUGCUGGUAGUUGACGACUACACGCGUUACACCACGGUCUUCCCCUUGCGCACCAAGGGUGAGGUCCCUGAUGUCUUGAUCCCUUGGAUCCGCACUACCCGUCUCCAGCUGGAGAGGCGCUUUCGCUCGGACCUUCCAGUCCUGCGACUGCACUCUGAUAGAGGUGGUGAGUUUUCCUCCGACCUCUUGAGAGCCUUCUGUCAGGGGGAGGGCAUUGAGCAGACGUUCACGCUUCCGGCCUCUCCGCAGCAGAAUGGGGUUGCUGAGCGCCGCAUUGGCCUGGUCAUGGAGGUCGCUCGUACCUCCUUGGUCCAUGCGGCUGCCCCCCACUUUCUGUGGCCGUUUGCGGUACGGUACGCCGCGCAUCAGCUCAACCUCUGGCCCCGUGUCUCUGACCCGGACACCUCGCUGACACUGCGUUGGACGGGAGAGGUUGGCGAUGCGUCGGUGUUUCGAGUCUGGGGAUCUCGUGCCUUUGUCCGCGAUGCGUCCGCGGACAAGCUCUCCUCCCGUACCCUCCCCUGUGUCUUCCUUGGCUUUGUCCCUGACGCGUCUGGCUGGCAGUUUUACCACCCUGCCUCGCGCCGUGUCUUCCCUUCUCAGGACGUCACGUUUGACGAGUCGGUCCCCUUCUACCGUCUCUUCCCCUACCGCACUGCCCCGCUCCCCCCUCCGCCGCUCUUCCUCACUCCAGGUGCUGCUGUGGUAGACCCCCUGCCUCCCCAGGGUCCUGCAACCUCAGGUGUUUCCCAGGUAGACCCGGUCGAGCCUGUCGAGGUAGCUGUCGACUCUGGUCCUGCGCGAGGUACUGAGCCUGAGCGUGCCGAGCCUGGUGGUGCUGGGUCUGGUGGUACCGAGACUGGGGGUGCUGAGCCUGGGGGUGUGGAGACUGGGGGUGCUGAGCCUGGGGGUGCUGCCGCUGGGGGUGCUGGGCCUGAGGGUGCUGACACUGGGGGUGCUGCGCCUGGGGGUGCUGACACUGGGGGUACUGAGCCUGGGGGUGCUGUGCCUGGGGUUACUGAGCCUGGGGGUGCUGCGCCUAGAGGCACUCUUUCUUCCUUGGAGCUGCGUGAGUGGUACUCUCGGUACUGCCGCCGCCACAGUGGUACUGUGGGAGCUGGGAGUACUGUUGACACUGGAGCUGAGGGCGCUGGAGCUCCUGGUGCUGGUGUGGCUGCCGACCCUGGGGUUGGCGCUGGAGGUGCUGGAGCUGCUGGGCCUGGAGGUGCUGCUGGAGCUACUGGAGGAGCGAGUGCUGCUGGAGCUGGAGGUGCAGGUGCUGACGGUGCUGCUAGAGCUGGUGCUGAGUCUGGGGGUGUUGCUGCUGGGGACACUUCGACAGGAGACCCUGGGACUACAGGUGCCGGCUCUGGGGGUGCUCCUGCUAGUGACGCUGGUCCUGGAGUCUGA
Molecule: messenger RNA, 3111 nt
Organism: Closterium sp. Yama58-4
Lineage: Eukaryota; Viridiplantae; Streptophyta; Zygnematophyceae; Desmidiales; Closteriaceae
Source: the annotation of a GenBank genome assembly